UAGGAACAGUUCUGACUUUUGGAAUAGUUUGAAGAACCACUUGUAGAAGUAGAAGUCUGUUCUAGCACCCUCUUGUGUAUUUUUUCUCAGCUUCAUCCCUGUCUCUCUCCUUCACCCCUCUCCUGCAUACCCCACUCCCUCUUGCUCCCUCACCCCUCUUCUCUUUCUUCUUUGCUCGGCUGUUCCUGGACUGAUUUAUUUGGCCCGGUGCAGCAGAGCUAGUGGGAAAGCACCAGGCUAUAUUUGUCGGCUGCUGAGGUUGGACCUGCUUCAUGGUGAAUGACUUUGGAUCUGGGUUUACCUGCUCACACCUGUACCUGCUGCCUCCUCAGCAUCUGCUUUGCCCUGAAAAAGGAACUAGCGAGACCCUUUGUUUGGUAGUUUCAUACUCCUGAAUCCCUCUGUCAGGAUAAAUGGAAUUCAGAUGUGAAGCAUUUCUCCCAAUCCCUUAUUAUUGGAGCUAAAGAAUUGAAUUGGAUCUAAAGCUCCCACCAAACUUUGCAGCUCAGUCUCACUGCCAACAGAAACCUUAAGUUUUCAGAGUGACUUCUCUUUGGGUGAAAAGACCGCCUUGGUCAAGAGUGUUUCAGAUUCAGAUGCCAAACUUCUGGUUGUUCUUCCCAAGGUUUCAGAGUUGAAAAAAUACUUUGAGGGAGUUGUCACAAAGGAUUUGGGAAUGAACAGGAAGGAGAGGAUAGCCCGGCGCCUGGAGGGGAUUGAAAGUGAUGCUCCACCUGCAUUGGUGCCUGGCGGUUUAGUAGCCAACAGAAUGCUGGAGGAGGAUCCUCCGCGGUACACCCGCGCCUCAGAUCCCUGUGAGCCUUGUGUGAUGGUGAGGCGUUACAGUCGAGAGGAACUGGAGGCACCCCAGAAGCAGCUGUCAUCUCUAGACAGAUCACCACAGGUCAAAGGUGGUGUUGGCAGCAGCCGUCCAGAGCCAGUGUUGGUGUACGUUGACCCGAUAACAUUGUCCACCUCCUCUACACCCACAUCUGCCCCCAUAGACCCCACCAGCCUCAGUUCCAAGGCUGAACGCAUUGCCCGCUACAAAGCUGAGCGCCGCCGGCAGCUGUCAGAGCGUUAUGGCAUCCUCCUGGAUCAGGAGGCGGACGUCGAUUACACACCACGCUACCGUUCCCGGCGUGAUCCAGAUGCCUCUGACCGACAAACGUCUGCCAGGCGUGACAGAGACAGACUGGAAGGAGAUGAACAAGGACGGGAACCCAAGGUGCCGUACCGCUCUGGAGUGGGCAGGGUUUACAUGAGGACUCACCCGGAUCCUGCUUCUGUUUCCACCUCCAGCCCUGCCCACUCAAACCAAGCCCCUCCCCCGACACAAGAAAGACAGAGAGGAUUCUCGGAGCGAGAAAGAGUAAUGAACAUGGAGAACUUCCGGCGCGGUGGGGCCCAAGAGCGCUCAAUUGCCUCUAGAGCCAGAACCCAAGAGCAGCAUCCGCCCCAGCCAGAACAGCAGCAUCACCCCCACCGCCAGGAAGAUGCCCACCAGGAGCCAAGCCCCGCCUCCACAAGGGAUUACAGCAUCACAGCGGUGCCCAGCUCCCCUCGCACCGCUCGCCGGGCCUCCCUGCCCUCCAGUCGCUACGGCAUCUCACCUGGGGAUUUAUUUAUAGAGCAGCAGGCCCAGAGUAUCCUCAACAGGCAGGGAAUCCGAGUAAGGGAACGAUUGUCCAGGGAUGAAACUGUCCAGAGGCCCCCAGACUGGAGUCCAGACAGGCACCAGGCUAACAGACACCGUACUCAGGGGAACACUGCUCAAUAUACGCCGCAGCGCUCAGAACCCACCCAGCAAAGGACUGUUCCCCAGCCUCAGCCCAGCCCAGGCCACCAUCCUGCCCACAGCCAGGCAACCUAUCCUCCCUCUGCUCCUGAGUACCAACACUCUGGCCCUUCUGUGGACUCUCAGCCCUAUUUUGCCAGCCCUGCCCCAGCGGCCACUGCCAAACUUCCUGCACCCCCUGAGGUACAACCACGAAGGAGAGUGAGUGCUGACCAAAUCAAUGCCACCCACAGGGAGACAAGAUUGGAGGCGAGGCAGGCCCUGAAAGAAGAGGCCCAUACAGAGGGCCUGCUUAAGAGCAGGAAAGCUGUGUUGCCCUCAGAGAUCCGCCGAAGAGAAAGGAGUGUGGAUGAUACUCAUAGGGGCCGGCAUGAAGACAUGGACUGGCAGAACCGCAGCCCUGAAUGGAGGAGAAUGAGUAGAGGCGAGGAAGACUGGGAUAGGGUGAGGCCGAGGGAGAGAGGGAGGGAGAGAAAUGUCGAGAGGAUCAGAGAAAGAGGGAGGGAUCAUCUCUCUAGCCAGGAGGAGAGAGUAUUCAGAUCUAUGCAGCCUUCCCACACCUCUGUACGCCAGCAGCCCAGGCAACAUCAAUCCGCAGAGCCUGUGUACCAUCAAGAGCCCCAAGUUGUGCAGCAAGAGCCUCAAACACACCAUCAGUGUGAACCCAGAAAGACACAACAUAGUGCUCAAAUUCAACAACAUCCUCAAAGGCAGCAUCAGUAUGACCUCUCGAGACAGCCACAAAGACAACAAAAACAGCAGGAGUAUGAGCUCCAAAGACAAGAGCCUCCAAGCCAGCAGCAAGACUCUCAUAGAAAACAAGAGCCCCAACUAGACCAGGACUUUGAGCCUCAGAGGCAGCCGCAGGGUCCCUCUGGGCACCAGAGGUCUGACUCUGCCGUCUACCUCCAAAAGGGCUCCUCUCUGCCUCAGGCCAAACAAAGAAGCAUGGAGAUAAGUGGUGGACCCAAACUCAAAAUACGAACCCGCUCCAUGUCAGAUAUAGGUAUAAGCCAGCAUUCUGCCAUGUAUCAUAUGGAGAGGGCAGCAGCCAGCAGAGAGACAUCGAGGGCCGUCCCUCCAUCAGGGAUGGCUAAUGGGGAGAGCACCCUGGACACCAGGGUGUCAGUAGCACAGCUGCGACACUCUUAUCUGGAGAAUGCCAACCGGAAACCUGAGCUUGAGACUCCUAAAAUAGAUCUGCCAGCAAUGGAGGUAGAUCCGACUAGCAGCAGUGAUCGGGACAGGGGUGCUCGGAGGCCUCGGCGCUACAUCACUCCUGGAGACAGUCGCAUGUCGGAGAGGUUUAGGACUCAGCCCAUCACCUCUGCGGAGCGGCUAGAGUCAGAUAGGUCUCGUCUAAGCCCAUCACAGCUACAGGAGGCCGAAGACGAAGAAAAACUGGAUGAGAGAGCCAAGAUGAGUGUGGCUGCCAAGAGGUCUCUCUUCAGGGAGCUGGAAAGGACGUCAGAGGGGGGUGUUCCCAAACCGCGCUCUCGAAACGCUGCCGUAGAAAGGCGUCUGAGAAGAGUUCAGGAUCGCUCACACACACAACCCGUCACCAACAAGGAGGUGGUCAAUGCUUCAAGUGAUCCUGCCACAUCGUCACAACCUCUGGGCAUCCACGCUAAUGUAACUUGUGUCCCCAGCCCCACUGUAAUCAGCACCAGUGUGACCAGCAUCAGCAUCCAUGCCUCCUCCCAGCCAGGCUCAGGAGUCCAGGAUCAGGAGACGGAGACCCAGGAGCACCAGAAACCAGCUCAAGCUCCCAGUGCUGGGGUGGAGGGAGAUGACCUGGAGGCUCUCUCCAACGAGCCUGACAUGUCCACCCUCAGCUUGACCGAGAAGAUGGCCCUCUUCAACCGCCUCGCUCAGGCUACGGGCAAGACAGCGGAGGGGGCCAGAGGAGACAGCCGCCAGCGCAGGGCCAACGCCCGGUUUCAGACUCAACCCAUUACCCAGGGAGAGGUGGAGCAGCUGAAAAAUGCCGGUGAGAUCAAACUGGAGCCCCUGACUGCCUCCCUGGUCCGCUCUGUGGCAGCAGUCACCUCCCAAGCCUCAGUCACAGCGGUAACCAUCGCGCCAGGCGGCAGCGGCGAUGAUGUCGGUCUCCGUCCAGGGAAGUCCACCGCCAUCCCCUACAUCCCUGCCCAACAACAGGCUUCCAGCACCACAAGCAGCCACCAGGAGAGGGCGUUGAGGUAUUUCUCCAUGACCCAGAGCGGGGACCCAGGCCACCCUGAGCCUGAGCGCAACUCCUCCCCUCUCCUCCCUGAGAGCCGCGAGAGAGUGGGGGCUCCUCUUGCUCCCGCCGGAUCUGCUGGUCACAGGCAGCAGGGGGAGGCGGUGGAGGAGGGCUGGAGAGAGCGUCAGGAGAAGGAGGUUAGGGGGAGACAGCAGGGAGGAGCCAGAGAAGAGAGCGAAGACAGCAGCAGUAAGGGAAAGCUGCACUCCCCCGACAGGGACCGGGACGGCAGGCAGCGGCAGCAGCAUCCCCAGCCUCAGCACUCUGCCGAGCCCUCUUUGUGGAAGGGCGAGUCAGAGCCUCUGCCAAGCUGGAGAGCCACAGACAGAGACUCCCAGGAGAGUAGGGAGGGAGCAGAGGGAGGAGGAAGAGGACGAGGAGGCUACCUGAGAGAGGCAGCUCACAGUUCCUCCACACAGGAGCAGGAGAGGAGCAGCGGCCGGAGCCAGGCUGGUAUUUCAGACUUGCCGGAUCAUCCAGCGCCACUGAGGCCACUGAUAGCUAAAGUUUCCUCCAGGACAGUGUCUCACGUUUCAAGCAGCCAGCAGCAGCAAACCAACAUCCAGCCUCCUCAAACUCUUCCUAAACCCUUCACACAACAGCCUCCUCCAACCCAACUUAAACCUCAAUCCGACAUCCAGGUCCAGCCGUACUCCCAGCCCACCCAGCCGCCGCCAACGUACCCCAAACCUUUCACCAAGUCCCCACAAACCCAGACCAAACCUCAGGGAUUCGUUCAGCCUCUCCCUAAGCCUUACCCGCAGACAGCCCCCGAGCCUCACCCCAAACCCCAGGUGCCUCCACAGACACCACCCAAACCCCAGUCCUUCCCCCAGGCGCUGGUCAAGUCCCAGUCCCUGCCCCUGGACAACAGCGAGGACUUCAGCAGGCACAGUGUCAGUUCUGGAGAUCUGCUGUCGCCCACAGAGUCUGGGGAGCUACUGUCUGACGGCAUGUCCAGCAAACAGAUGUCCAUCAGGGAGAGAGUGGCACUUCUGAAGAAGAGUGGUGAGGAGGACUGGAGGAACAGGAUCAACAAGAAACAGGAAGCGGUUCAGGUGGCGUCCACCGAUCAGCAGGCUCAGCUAUGGGAGACAGAGCAGACCUGUGAGAAGAAGGAGGAAGGGGUGGUCGUUCAAGAGUACUCCGCUGUGUCUGUGUCUGAACAGCUGUGGAAGGUGGGAGAGGAUAUCGAGGCCAAGAUGACCAUUGAGGAGAGAAAACAGAUGAUCUCGAUCCGCGAGGAUGCCUGGAAGACAAAGGGCAAAGGAGCAGCCAAUGACUCCACCCAGUACACCGUGGCUGCACGUAUGGUCAAGAAAGGACUGGCAGCCUCCUCCUCAGUUAUCAGUCCCAUCCUGUCACCGGUCUCCACCAAACUCAAGAGCAGCACGCCUGCUGUCAACAAACCACAAGAGGAAAUUGAGGCCAGACCAAACAUGGAAUCGGAUAAGAAACUAGACAAGUUGGAGAGCUUCUUGGGACGUCUGAAUAGCAAAGUGGCAGGUCUGCAGGAAACCACCAUAACAGUGACCGAGAAGGCAGUGAAGGAAGUGAUGAAGCUGGAUGAUGAAAUCUUCUCAAAGUUCUACAGACGCGUUUCUGAAUUUCCACGCAUGCCCACCAGGAUCGAGAUCAGUGAGGAUUUUGACACCAUCUUUGGUUCUCAGGGUCCCAAGUUGACGUCGGCCAUGGUGCAGCAUAAGCGGUCUGUGCGUCCAUCCAGGAACGUCCAGUCGUCCAGAAACCCUCUGAAGAUGCUCGCAGCCAGAGAAGACAUCAGACACGAGUACACCGAGCAGAGGCUGAAUGUGGCGCAGCUGGAGAGCAAGAGAAUGAAGGCCGAGAAGAAGGAGUUGAAUAAAACCUCGGAGUAUUCUGAGGCUGCUCUGGCAGGUCUGGCCAGUAAAGAAAACUUCAGCAGUGUGAGUCUGCGCAGUGUCAAUAUCUCUGAUCAGAUGUCAAACAACAGCGCUGUGCCGUACAAGAACCCCAUGCUGAUGCAGAUCAAAGGUCGUCGUCACGUUCAGACCAGAUUAGUGGAGCCGAGAGCGUCAUCACUGAACAGCGGCGACUGUUUCCUGUUGGUCACUCCAGAGCACUGCGUCGUCUGGAUAGGAGAGUUCUCAAAUGUCAUCGAGAAGGCUAAGGCAAUAGAUUUGGCCACCUUCAUCCAGACGAAGAAGGACAUGGGCUGCAGAGCGAACCAGGUGCAGACCAUCGAGGAAGGGGUCAACCCACAGGGUCCAGAUACCCAGCAGUUCUGGACAAUCUUAGGAGGACAUACUGCUUACCAACCGGCGGGUCCACCAGAGCAGGAUGAGCAGUUUGAGAAUGCCAUUGUGGAAACCAACUGUAUCUUCAGACUGCUGGAUGACAAACUGGUUCCUGACGAUGACGAGUGGGGGAAGGUCCCUCGCACCUCUCUGCUGGCGUCCACGGAGGUGUUGGUGUUUGACUUUGGCAGUGAGGUGUAUGUGUGGCACGGUAAAGAGGUGACUCUGGCCCAGAGGAAAGUGGCCUUCCAGCUCGCCAAACACCUUUGGAACGGGAUGUUUGACUACACCUGCUGUGACAUCAACCCGCUGGACCCAGGAGGCUGCAAUACACUCAUACCCAGGAAGGGCCAGGGCCGUCCUGAUUGGGCGAUAUUCGGCAGGCUGACAGAGCACAAUGAGACAAUCUUGUUCAAGGAGAAGUUCAUGGACUGGACCGAGACGCCAAAGACGCCAACCUCAAAGGAGGGCGGCGAGCUCAUACCAGAGCAGAAGGAGGCCCCGGGGCGAGAAUGCCGGCCUUACGACGCCACCAUGAUGCUGCCCUUGCUCCAGUCGACCAUUUCCACCAUCUUGGACGGGGUAAAUGUCGGCCGUGGCUACGGCCCGGUGGAGACCGAGGACCACAUGAGGAUUCAGGAGAUCAGCACAGUGUCAGUGGACGUCUGGCACAUCCUGGAGUUCGACUACAGCCGUCUGCCACGCCAGAGCAUCGGCCAGUUCCAUGAGGGAGACGCCUACGUGGUCAAGUGGAAGUACAUGGUCAGCACCUCAGUUGGUCGUAGGCAGAACCCUGAGGCGAGGAGUAGCGGGCCGGGGAAGGAGAAAUGCUGCUACUUCUUCUGGCAGGGUCGACACUCCACCGUCAGCGAGAAAGGAACAUCAGCGCUGAUGACUGUGGAGCUGGAUGAGGAAAGAGGGGCACAGGUUCAGGUGCAGCAAGAAAAGGAGCCUCCAUGUUUCCUGCAGUGCUUCAACGGAAGGAUGAUCGUCCACGCUGGCAAGAGGGAGGAGGAGGAGGAGAACACUCAGAGCGAGUGGCGUCUGUACUGUGUGCGGGGCGAGGUGCCGGUGGAGGGCCACCUGCUGGAGGUGGCGUGUCACUGCAGCAGCCUGCGCUCCAGAGCCUCCAUGAUCCUGCUCAACGUCAACAAGGCCAUCAUUUACCUUUGGCACGGCUGCAAGACGCAGCUACACACUCGCAGUGUGGGAAACACGGCCGCACUCAAGAUCAAAGAACAGUGUCCACUGGAGGCGGGUCUCCACAGCAGCAGCAAGGUGACCAUCCAUGAGUGUGAUGAGGGAGUGGAGCCUCCGGGCUUCUGGGAGGCACUGGGGAGGAAAGACAGGAAGGCCUAUGACUGUAUGCUACAAGAUCCAGGUAAAUUCAACUUCACCCCACGGCUGUUCCAGCUGAGCAGCACAUCUGGAGAGUUUAUGGCGACUGAGUUCUCCCACCCGUCCAGAGCUCCAGACCUGGUCAGCUCACUGCCAUUCCUGCAGGAAGACCUGUACAACGCACCACAACCUGCGCUGUUCCUGGUGGAUAACUUCCAUGAGGUUUACCUGUGGCAGGGCUGGUGGCCUCAGGACAGUGAGAGCACCGGCUCGGCUCGUAUCCGCUGGGACGCAGACAGAAAGUGUGCGAUGGAGACCGUGCUGCAGUACUGCAAAGAGAAGAACGAGAAGAAGCCUCAGAAGUCGUAUCUGAUCCAUGCCGGUCUGGAGCCGCUCACCUUCACCAACAUGUUUCCCAGCUGGGAACACAGAGAGGACGUGGCUGAGAUCACCGAGAGGGAGGCGGAGGUGUGUAACCAGAUCAUCCUGGUGGAGGACGUGUUGGCCCGGCUCUGUCAGAACACCUUCCCUCUGGCACAGCUGCAGGCCCGGCCGCUCCCGGAGGGAGUCGACCCGCUCCGCCUGGAGAUCUACCUGUCCGACCAGGACUUUGAAACCAAGUUGUAGGUGGAAACAGAAAGCUUUGGAAAUGAAGAGAGAGGAAUACGAAAGUUUACCAGGGUGGAAGCAAGUGAACUUAAAGAAGGCCAAAGGACUGUUUUAAGGAAGUUUUUCACCGAAGAUGGCGCGUGAAGCGGAUAAAAAGUGGACAGUUGAGAUGAAGACACCGGAAAUGUCACGUAAAUCUGUUUGUAGGUGGUAACAUGUGAGGUCAUUGGGACAGAAAUUACAAAUGUCUGAACAUGAAGAAAACGUGCAUGAAGGAUGAGACUGGACAUGCACUCGCCUUGCUUAUAGUCAUGUUUUACCUUUCAACUUUGUCAUUACAUAACAAAAUUAAAAUGGUUUAAGAGAAGGUAAAAAAAACACAUUGCUUUGGUUCAUACAUGGUAUUUGUGUGUAUUUGGAGUCUCCUCCAAACACUAAAAACACCGCUAAUGGACUUUGCGAAAGAAAAUGUGCACACUAGGGCGCACUCAGAGUGCCAUGCUAUGGUUGUGUAUGUAUGUGUGCGCGACUGUAUAUAAUGUUUGUACGCGUGCGUGUAAUGUUUAUUUGUGUAAAUGUGUGUGUGUAGGUGCGUUUGUAACUUUGUAUCUAUGUAAAAACAAAUCCUGUCACGUCAGUCGUUGUGAGGAAAGUUGUCUCUUUUUUUUUUUCGUCUACAGUGUCUGGGUGCUAUCAGGCCACGUAGGUAACUCAUAUUGCUCGACUGUGUUAAACUUGCUUAAGUGACUCUGACUUACUGAGCUCCUGAGAGGAGAGAUGUAAGAGUUGUAAUUUAAAGGUUUGACUUUUACGAGAAGGAGAAGCAACAGCUUGAUGAUUCUGAAUGUAUAGUGCCUUGCUUUUUGUGUACAGUUUAUAUACAGAAAUUCUAGUCUGCAUUUUUAAAGACUUUCUUUGUGAUAUCAGACAUAGGGAAUUAAAUCACAGUAAUGCUAAACUCAAA
Molecule: messenger RNA, 9230 nt
Organism: Micropterus dolomieu (smallmouth bass)
Lineage: Eukaryota; Metazoa; Chordata; Actinopteri; Centrarchiformes; Centrarchidae
Product: supervillin-like
Exons: 39
Coding region: 677-8284 (2535 amino acids)
Biological process (GO): cytoskeleton organization; actin filament severing; actin polymerization or depolymerization
Cellular component (GO): cytoplasm; actin cytoskeleton
Molecular function (GO): phosphatidylinositol-4,5-bisphosphate binding; actin filament binding
Source: RefSeq, a predicted model, not a curated record